Molecule: messenger RNA, 2968 nt
Organism: Chinchilla lanigera (long-tailed chinchilla)
Lineage: Eukaryota; Metazoa; Chordata; Mammalia; Rodentia; Chinchillidae
Gene: Glul
Product: glutamate-ammonia ligase
Exons: 7
Coding region: 189-1523 (444 amino acids)
Cellular component (GO): cytoplasm
Molecular function (GO): glutamine synthetase activity
Source: RefSeq, a predicted model, not a curated record
CCUUCACGGUGGAUUAUCCCAAACCCCCUGGGGGCGGAAAGCGGGGAUGCCCCCCCAGCCGCGACUCCACAAAGAAAACCUCAGACGAGGGUGAAGACUGCGCCAGCUCUUGGGCCGUGCGGUCUCCCAAUUGCGUGGCCUUCGUGACAUGCUCCGGGAACUACGGGGAGAAAUCGCAGGGCAAGGUUAUGAGCUUAAACCAACCACCGGCCAAUUCCAGCGCCUCCUGCUCCGAGCGCUCGGGGUCCCCCCCUCCAAAGCGCUCCCCGGGCAAGCUGCAGUGUGUGGACCUGCGAGAGCCCGAGAGCCAGAAGCGCGAACACGGCUCUAAAAAGAGGAGAGUUAGAGAGGGCACCCCUAACAACGCGGUUCACGCUCUGUGGCUGGGAACAUCUUCCACCAUGGCCACCUCAGCGAGUUCCCACUUGAACAAAGGCAUCAAGCAGGUGUACAUGGCCCUGCCUCAGGGCGACAAGGUCCAGGCCAUGUAUAUCUGGAUUGACGGUACUGGAGAAGGACUGCGCUGCAAGACCCGCACCCUGGACAGUGAGCCCAAGUGUGUAGAAGAGUUGCCUGAGUGGAAUUUUGAUGGCUCUAGCACUUUCCAGUCAGAAGGCUCCAACAGUGACAUGUACCUCAUCCCUGUUGCCAUGUUUCGGGACCCCUUCCGCAAAGACCCCAACAAACUGGUGUUCUGUGAAGUUUUCAAGUAUAACCGGAAGCCUGCAGAGACCAAUUUAAGACACACCUGUAGACGGAUAAUGGACAUGGUAUGCAACCAGCACCCCUGGUUUGGAAUGGAGCAGGAAUAUACUCUGAUGGGGACUGAUGGCCACCCCUUCGGUUGGCCUUCCAACGGCUUUCCUGGGCCCCAAGGUCCAUAUUACUGUGGUGUGGGAGCAGACAAGGCCUAUGGCAGGGAUAUUGUGGAGGCUCAUUAUCGGGCCUGUUUGUACGCCGGAGUCAAGAUUACGGGGACGAACGCUGAAGUCAUGCCUGCCCAGUGGGAAUUCCAAAUAGGACCCUGUGAAGGAAUUUGCAUGGGAGACCAUCUCUGGGUGGCCCGUUUCAUCUUGCAUCGCGUAUGUGAAGACUUCGGAGUGAUAGCAACCUUUGAUCCUAAGCCCAUUCCUGGGAACUGGAAUGGUGCAGGCUGUCACACCAACUUCAGCACAAAGGCCAUGCGGGAGGAGAACGGUCUGAAGUACAUUGAAGAGGCCAUCGAGAAGCUAAGCAAGCGGCACCAGUACCACAUCCGUGCCUAUGAUCCCAAGGGGGGCCUGGACAAUGCCCGGCGCCUAACUGGAUUCCACGAAACCUCCAACAUCAACGACUUUUCUGCUGGUGUAGCCAACCGUAGCGCCAGCAUCCGCAUUCCCCGGACUGUUGGCCAGGAGAAGAAGGGUUACUUUGAAGACCGUCGCCCUUCUGCCAACUGUGACCCCUUUGCGGUGACAGAAGCCCUCAUCCGCACCUGUCUUCUCAACGAGACUGGCGAUGAGCCCUUCCAGUACAAAAACUAAGUGGACUAGACUUGCAACCACUGAGCCCUUGCUAGUUCUCCGCCCUCCAGCUCCUCCCCGUCUCCCAGCUGUCCUCCUUGUCCCGUGUAACUCAAAGGCUGUAAUAUCAAGGUCUUUUUUUCUUCCGUAUGCUCAGUUAAUCUUGCUUUCUUUGGCUAGGAUAAGAGGGGUCAGGUUCUUAAUCUUUUCGCACCCACGCACCCCCUCUGUCCCUAUCACGGAAACUUUCUAAUGCAUUAGUGGGGACACGGGUAGGGAAACUAACCACUGCUUUCCCCGAGUGUGCUGGUCCAGUAGGUGAGCUCUCCGGACGGAGCAGAUGUGUUCGUGAAGGUGCAGGGGAGGAAGAUUUUUUUCCCUCAGGAUAGCUGACAAGGGAGAGACCUGACGGGUUAAGUGAGGACCUCUCUCGGUGGGAUUCUGUUUUCUAAGGUGUAAAUGGAAAUUAGUGGAGGAUUGGCUGGGAUUAAGGAGGGACGCCCUUCCUUGGUCUCUUGCUGCCGUGCUCCCCUGCUUGGGGCUCCAAGCCCUCAGAACACAAAGCUGAGUGAACUGAUGGAUAUCCCUACUUUGGAAAAAACAGUUCUUACCACUUGGUCCUCCAUUUAUAACACAAAACAGAGUAGUAUUUUUAUAUUUAAAUGUAAAAACAAAAAAAUUAUAUAUGGGUAUGUAGAUACGUGUGUUUUGUUUUUUUUCUAAAAGGAGGAAAUCAACCUGGUUACCGGGUACCAAAUUGGAUUUAGGAAUAAGGAUCUCCUUUCCGGUAGGGGUGGUCAGUGUGGCCCUUAGUCCUUCAUUAUCAAGUAAGAGUGUCUCCGCCCUGCCCACCUUUCUGUAGGAGGAGGACACUGGACAGUUGGCAGGUGGGUGUGCAGUCCUAGCUGUCCCCUGAGCCUUGUGGCUGGGUUUAAAGACACGUAGCUGUCCACAUCUGGGUUUGGAAGUGUGAGUUGGCUGGUCAACUUGAGCACAUCGUGGGUACCGAAUUUCCUUUCCGGUGGGGCUAGCAUGUCACUAAAACAGGACUUUUGAUAUAUUAAAUUUUUUAAAAGCAAGACAAGUUUAGAUUUUAAUCAAGUUUUUAGGAUUUUUAAGUGUGAUUUUACAGAAUUGCCUGUUUCCUUCAGCUGUCUCCUUGGGGACAGGGCUAGAGUUAAAACACUUGUAAUUUUGUAUCUUCAUGUCUGUCUUCCCGGUGCAGAAUAUCCCUCUGUUUCCUAAGGAGUUUCUUUUAUAAUAAACCCCACCUCCAUUCCUACAUUGUCCUUCCUGUUAUCUCGUUUUUGUGCUGGGUGCAGCAGGCCAGCUGUGGUUUUCUCUUGCCAUGGUGACUUCUAAUUGUUAUGUACAGUAUGUUCAAAGUUAAAUAACUCCUCGCUGUAAACAAACUGUAACUGCCCAGAGCAGUGCUCAUAAAUCAGCCUAACAUUUAUAAGAUCUUU